UGACAAUGGUCGCGAGGCACCGUGCAGGGCGGCUCCAGAAGCAGCCAGGAACUAUCUACAUGCCAGUUCCUGAGCAGGAGCCUCUGGCUCACUUGCUCUUUGCUGUCGGGCUGAGCCGCGCGGACGACGAGCUGGGCAACCACGCCAUCUAUAGCAAGACCUCGUACUCCGUCUCGCGCCUGCUCCGAGCCCUCGACGACCCUGCCGAGGUUCGCGAGCUCGAGAUUCACAUCAGCAAAGCGAUCAAGACUGCGCAUCUUCCCGUCUUUACUCACAUGCACGAACAGGCGUUCAAGGACUACUUCCGCACAGGCGGGAGUCCGCAGGGCAUCCACCUCUGCGCCGACGAGGCCGACCCUUAUGCGUUCUUCUUCAACACCUGGCGCUUCAUGGGCCAGAGCACGCGGGACAAGACGAUGCCGAUCCGCUGGGGUUUCCCCUGUUUCCCUGCGCCGCGGGCGCCGGAUCGUAUCCGCAAGGUCGCGCCAGGCUACGGCGCCGCAUCCUACUGCCUCAUGCAGCCCUCGACCAGGACCGGGAGCCGCGAUGACGCCGACGAGGACAGCGCCGACGAGAUCGUCAUCACCCUCGACGGCGACGAGGCGCAGGAAUUCAUCGCCGUGGUGGCAACGGCGGAGCGGGAUCACGCUGGCAUCGCUUCUCGUUGGCAAGUGUUGGACAUGAUUGCUGAGACUGCUUGAUUCUGUUGAACUCUUCUUCCUCUUUUCCUCUUGCCCUGCCGUUGUCAAUCGCAAUAGACAUAUUCUAAGAUGUGAAUAGAAUCCCACAGAG
Microdochium trichocladiopsis is the source of this 792-nucleotide messenger RNA. RefSeq lists its product as uncharacterized. The transcript has a single exon. The record is from RefSeq and is a predicted model, not a curated record. Bases 6 to 701 code for a protein of 231 amino acids. NCBI's taxonomy places the organism in Eukaryota, Fungi, Ascomycota, Sordariomycetes, Xylariales, Microdochiaceae.